Colletotrichum costaricense is the source of this 1812-nucleotide messenger RNA. Its product is annotated as ATP synthase. Gene Ontology annotation, biological process: proton motive force-driven ATP synthesis. The coding region runs from base 1 to 1812 and encodes 603 amino acids. The record is from RefSeq and is a predicted model, not a curated record. Gene Ontology annotation, molecular function: proton-transporting ATP synthase activity, rotational mechanism. The transcript is spliced from 7 exons. Lineage: Eukaryota; Fungi; Ascomycota; Sordariomycetes; Glomerellales; Glomerellaceae.
AUGAACUCCUUCCGCUUCGCGCGCGCGGCCCUCCGAGCCCGUCCUGCUGCCUUCCGCGCUCCCCUCCAGCGCAGAACCUACGCAGAUGCCAUCAAGCUGAGCUUGUCCCUUCCUCACCAGUCCAUCUACCAGUCCCAGGAUGUCGUCCAGGUCAACAUCCCCGCCGACUCCGGCGAGAUGGGUGUCCUUGCCAACCACGUUCCCGCCAUUGAGCAGCUGAAGCCCGGUCUGGUCGAGGUUGUCGAGGAGAGCGGCCCCAGCAAGCAGUUCUUCCUGUCCGGCGGCUUUGCCGUUGUCCAGCCCAACUCUGUUCUCAGCAUCAACGCCACCGAGGGAUACCCCAUUGAGGACUUCAGCGCCGAGGCUGUCAAGUCCCAGCUUGCCGAGGCCCAGAAGGUCGCCAGCGGCAGUGGAAGCGAGUUGGAGAUCGCCGAGGCGAAGAUUGAGGUCGAGGUGAGUAAUUUUCCAAACAAGGCCCUCGAGCGUAUGGAGGAUCCCUUCGUUGAUAAUUUCUCCCCGCCCCGAGCCAACGUCUUCACAGCCGAGCCCGAAGACGGUGACAUCCCAGAGGGUCUUGUAUCCGCGCGACGACAGAAGUUCUCAAGCCGGCCUUCUACUCGUGUUACGAGCCGCAAGCCAUCACCAUUAGAGUCCAGGGUGCCGUCUCAAGACCACUCAUUCUUUGGACAGAGUCCAGAGCAAGCCUCCAGAAGCAACAGUCAAGCCCCCAUACCUGCAUUACGUCUGCGGAAGUCAAUGUACCUCACUCCUCCACGAGUAGCCGACCCAGACUCUAUGCAGCUUCGCCAAACCGCUUCGACCGGUCGGCUUCGAGCAAGACCGAGCAGAACGCUCAACCGGCCUCCAAAGAUGCCAAUGGCAUCGAUUUCUGCCUCAUCAAGCCUGCAGAAGCCACGACACUUUUCCAACAACUCCGUUUCCUCCAUUCACUCUUGCGGAACAGAUAUGACAACCUCGACCAUUCGGAAACGCCAUGCUCGGGAUAUCUUUGCAGAAUUUGGCAUCUCUCGUCCGUCGGGAUGGCUCUCUGACGACGAAGAAGAGGACUUUUCGCGUCACCGAGAUGGAACCAACAGCAUUCCCAGGCAUGUUCUCAACACAUGCCAUUCCUGCGGCGCAGAGGUAACUUCUCGCACAUUCUGCUCUACGUGUGGCCAUGCGGUAAUAGAGGAGCACAUUCGGUCAUCCUCCAGCCUGGAAACUACAGAGAGAUCGAAGAAGAAUCAGAGGGCCCCAGCCACCUCGGUCAAUCUCGAUGAGAACCCCUUCAUACUGGCCGACAGGAUGACGAAGAUCACCACGGCCGAACCUCAGAUCACUGACAUGACGGUUGGCGCGGGACAAGCAUCAAGGCUCUCAGAUUGUGUUCCUAGGCAAACGGACUUGAAUACUGCAGAGACACACGGAGAUUACGGGAAUCCAAGGUGCAAUGCCACCCAUGCCGGGCAUCACUCUGGUCGCCACAGUAUUGCAUGCAUUGCCGAGCAGCAAAGUUCAGUAAGCAUGGAUGACUCGGAGCCGCUGCGACCACAUCUCCCACUGGAGGAUCCCGUCCAGAACAAGAUUGACCAAAUCUACCAUCACGCUGAAGAUCUCAGACGUGCACAGCACAUCAUGGAGCACCUGGCUACUGGUUCCGCUGGAAUUUCAGCAAGCAAGCAGAACUCUCAACACACUACUCCCUUUGCACAGCAGAUGCAGUUCCGAACCAAAGGUCUUGAUACCAAUCGCGAGAAGUUGAUCAGUUUUGAUGCGGCCAUGGCCGAAAGCAACGAGCACGCCAGGGCCUAG